Molecule: messenger RNA, 1003 nt
Organism: Apis cerana (Asiatic honeybee)
Lineage: Eukaryota; Metazoa; Arthropoda; Insecta; Hymenoptera; Apidae
Product: chymotrypsin-like protease CTRL-1
Biological process (GO): proteolysis
Molecular function (GO): serine-type endopeptidase activity
Source: RefSeq, a predicted model, not a curated record
AGGUAGCGAACGGAUUUCACACAGUUCAGCCAUGAUCUCGACGAGCAUUCAGUUCUUCAUUCUCGUCGCCCUCAGCGGCAACGUUCUCUGCGCUCCACCGUGGAACGCGCUCCCCGAAAUUAACGGAUGGAACUCGGCGAACAAUCGCACGUCGUACGAUCAUGAACUGGACGAGGAUAGAAUCUUCGGCGGAGAAUACGCGAAGCAAAAUCAAUUCCCAUUCAUGGCCGUGGUCCAUCAAUUGAUGGGCAACGGGAGAGUCUCGCAGUGCGGUGGAACCAUAAUUUCGUCGAGAUGGGUAUUAACAGCGGGCCACUGCGUGGCGUCAGGCCCUUACCAAUUCCUCGUCGUUUUCGGUACCCGUGACAAAACCGGCAUAGCAUAUAAUUUUUAUCAAGGACCAGGAGUGGCCAUGUUAACGACCCAAGCCGUGCUCCAUCCCAAGUACAGAACGACCAUGAACGAUAUCGCGUUGCUGCACAUGCCGCAAAAUAUCCCGUUCGGAACCAACAUUCGACCCAUUCAAUUCGCUGGUAGCGGAUACACCGACGAGACUUACGCCGAUAAAACGGGGAUGGUGAUUGGAUGGGGGAAGGACGGGCCGAUCGGAACCGGAACAAAGAGGCUAAAGUAUGCCGCCGUGCCGAUUAUCUCGAAUUACGAAUGCUCCAUGUAUUGGCCCAUCACGGAGGCGCACGUGUGCACUUCGGCUGCGUACGACCAAGACGCGUGUCAGGGCGACAGCGGCGGUCCGCUGAUCGUGAUGAAAAAUAGGAAGCCUCUGCAAGUCGGAAUCGUAAGCUACGGAGACGGAAAUUGCCCCAGCAGCAAACCAGGAGUAUUCACCAGGGUCUCCAGUUUCUUUGAUUGGAUCGAAGAAGUCACCGACAUUCGUUUGUGAAAGAUAAUUUGUGACGUAUCGUUCUAUAAUAUCAGCAAUUAUAAGUGUAUAAAUUGGGAUUGGCUAAUAACUGGAUAUUUCUAAUAAAGAUUUCUAUUGUAA